This is a messenger RNA of Capsella rubella, 1894 nucleotides long. RefSeq names its product protein WHAT'S THIS FACTOR 1 homolog. The transcript is spliced from 2 exons. Gene Ontology annotation, molecular function: RNA binding. NCBI's taxonomy places the organism in Eukaryota, Viridiplantae, Streptophyta, Magnoliopsida, Brassicales, Brassicaceae. The record is from RefSeq and is a predicted model, not a curated record. The coding region runs from base 161 to 1741 and encodes 526 amino acids.
AAGACCUAUAAGAGGAUAUCAGAGUCAGAGAUGCAUCAGUCUGUAAGGAGGGUUUUAUGAUUCUAUAAACCCCAAUCCAAAUCUUCGCGACCAGAAGUAGAUUCUUCUGCUGAACCUGUUUCUAGAUUGAACCAAAGCGAUAAGGCUUUGAGUCUCAAAAAUGGAGCCAAAGCUCCUGCUUUCUGCACAUAAACCCUUGUUUGUCUCUUGCAACUCUCCAUUCAAUGAAAAACCUUAUCUUUCUGUCAAAUCCCGUUUGCCCAUGUCCACAAUUCGAGCUGCGAAGUCUCAGUUUAUGGGGGAAGGUUUGAUUUUGGGGAACAAAUAUGGGUUUUGGAGCGCUUCGAGGAAGACCCGUGUCGUUGUUGAACCUGUGAGAGCUGCUGUAAAGAGAAGGAAAGAGCUUACUUUUGAUAACGUUGUUCAAAGGGACAAGAAACUUAAAUUAGUGUUGAACAUUAGAAAGAUUCUUGUGAGUCAACCUGAUAGGAUGAUGUCUCUUAGAGGUUUGGGUAAGUACAGGAGAGAUUUGGGUUUGAAGAAGCGUCGUCGGUUUAUAGCUCUGCUUAGGAAAUAUCCUGGUGUGUUUGAGAUAGUUGAAGAAGGAGCAUAUUCAUUGAGGUUCAAGAUGACAUCAGAGGCUGAAAGGCUCUAUCUUGAGGAAAUGAGGAUUAGGAAUGAGCUUGAAGAUGUACUAGUUGUUAAGUUGAGGAAAUUGGUGAUGAUGUCAAUUGAUAAGCGGAUAUUAUUGGAGAAACUUUCUCAUUUGAGGACUGAUUUAGGGCUUCCUUUAGAAUUCCGCGAUACAAUUUGCCAGCGUUACCCACAAUAUUUCCGUGUGGUUCCUACUCCUAGAGGUCCGGCUUUAGAGUUGACUCACUGGGAUCCUGAGCUUGCAGUGUCAGCUGCUGAGUUAUCCGAGGAGGAUAAUAGGACUAGAGAAUCAGAAGAGAGAAAUUUGAUUAUUGAUAGACCUCCUAAGUUCAAUAGGGUUAAGCUACCAAGGGGUCUCAAUCUUUCAAAGAGUGAGACGAGGAAGAUAAGUCAGUUCCGUGACAUGCCGUAUAUAUCUCCUUACAAGGAUUUCUCCCACUUGAGGUCGGGAACACUCGAGAAAGAAAAGCAUGCUUGUGGGGUUAUACAUGAGCUUUUAAGCUUAACGACUGAGAAAAGAACUUUGGUGGAUCACUUGACUCAUUUCCGUGAGGAAUUCAGAUUCUCGCAACAGCUAAGAGGAAUGCUUAUAAGGCAUCCUGAUCUUUUCUACGUAUCUUUAAAGGGGGAAAGAGAUUCAGUUUUCUUAAGAGAUGCUUACAGGAACUCUGAAUUAAUCGAUAAAGAUCCUUUAACUCUUGUGAAAGAAAAAAUGCGUGCACUUGUCUCUGUACCAAGAUUCCCAAGAAGAGGAGGACCCAGGAAAGACGAAGAAGGAAGAGACGAACAGAUAGAUGGAAGCGAUGCAGAGGGUGAGGACGAAGAAGAAAGUGAUGCUGAAGAAUGGUCUGAUGUUGAUAAUUACUUAGAAGGUGCGGAUGGUGGCAAUGAUGAUGAUGGUGAUUGGACUGAUGACGAAGGAGAAGAAGAUGUGCCUCCUAACUUUGAUGAUGAUGAUGAAGAUGAAGAAGAUAGCGUGAAGAUUGGAUUGAGUCCUUCAAGUAGAAAACAAAGUAGUCCUAGAAAGAAGGAAGAGAAAGUACUUACUCCUGUGUUCCCUGAUGGUACUCCAAGAGAAAAGUGGUAGAGAUCAUUACAGAUUAGUUCCAUGGAAAAUGUUUUUUACUUAUCUUGUAUCAUUCUUGAUGAUGGACACUAAUAGCUCAAGUUUAUGUAUGUUGUUGCUUUUGUUGUAAGAAUACUUGAGAAUGAUGUUAAUCUUUCUCAACUUUUUGUAGCG